Diachasmimorpha longicaudata is the source of this 1667-nucleotide messenger RNA. RefSeq names its product dehydrodolichyl diphosphate synthase complex subunit DHDDS (gene Dhdds). The coding region runs from base 455 to 1339 and encodes 294 amino acids. Gene Ontology annotation, biological process: polyprenol biosynthetic process. Gene Ontology annotation, cellular component: endoplasmic reticulum; dehydrodolichyl diphosphate synthase complex. Gene Ontology annotation, molecular function: ditrans,polycis-polyprenyl diphosphate synthase [(2E,6E)-farnesyl diphosphate specific] activity. The transcript has 5 exons. The record is from RefSeq and is a predicted model, not a curated record. NCBI's taxonomy places the organism in Eukaryota, Metazoa, Arthropoda, Insecta, Hymenoptera, Braconidae.
CUCCAGGAACGAACGUCGAAAUAUUAGUUACCCAGGGCGUUAUCAAAUCAAUUAUUUAUCGAUUGAUUUUUCAUAUUGCAUAAUUCGUCUUUCACAUUCAGAAAUAAUUUUUUUUUCUUCAUCUUCUUUCAUUGCGGGAGACAUUGUUGUCCCUUUGAUGCUGCUAAUUUUGCGAUUGUUGUCAUCAGUCACUCGUGACAUAGCCUCAGGCUGAUUGGAAACUAUGACUAAUAUUCGGGGAAAAAGUGUCUGAUUAUGUAGGUCCCAUAUUCCUUGAAUUUAGUGACAUGAGAAGUUGAGCUUAAUACGAGAUCUGUGAAGAGGGGUUUUUUUUUUACUUUGUGAAGCUGUAUUUUUUGCGAAAUCGUGUGGUUAUUAGUUGAUCGGUGAUUCUGAAGUUUGGAGACUGAUUUUUAAAUUUGAUAUUGUUGUGGUUUUUGAAACUCAAGUGACAAUGUCGUGGAUAAGAAAAAAUACACUGAGCUUUUUACAAUUAUUUGCUGUUAAGAUAAUCAAGUGUGGAAGGAUUCCACAGCAUGUGGCUUUUAUUAUGGACGGAAACAGGAGGUAUGCCAGGAAGAAUCAGGUGGCUGGGAUCCAGGGGCACGCUGAGGGGUUCAACAAACUCGCAGAGACUCUCCAGUGGUGUCUAGAUCUUGGCAUCAAGGAGGUGACUGUCUACGCAUUCAGCAUUGAAAAUUUCAAAAGAAGUCGGGAAGAGGUCGAUGCGCUGAUUGAUCUAGCAGUAGAAAAGUUUCAAAGAUUAUUAGACGAGAGAGAAAAGCUGAUGGAAAAUGGUGUUCGUAUUUCAGUCAUAGGAAAUUUGUCGUUAAUACCUGAUAACCUCAGGCAGUUAAUGGCGGAGGCCAUGCUUAUCACGAAAGAUAAUGACAAGGCAUUUCUGAAUAUUGCGUUCGCAUAUACGUCUAGGGACGAGAUCACAGAGACGGUGAAAACGAUUGCAGAGGGUGUGAGGAAUAAUGCAAUCAGUUUGUCUGAUAUCAGUGAGGACUUUUUCUCUAGAUGUCUUUAUACAAGUCGAUCUCCAGACCCAGACCUCAUUAUAAGGACUUCUGGAGAAAUUAGGUUCAGUGAUUAUCUCCUGUGGCAGAUUUCUCACUCGUGCGUACAUUUUGCGAAUGUUCUCUGGCCAGAAUCCAGCAUAUGGGACUUACUGAUAGCUAUAUUCCAUUAUCAACGUGGUCACGCGGAACUGAACAGAUCAAAAAUCUAUCAAAAAACUAUUGAUCAGAGCUGUACGUUACGCGCAGUUGCUUUCACGAGAAAAGUGGAAAAAAACAAGCAAUCAUUUUUGGAACUAGCAGUUUCCAGUUCCUGAGCUCCCACGCAAAUGAAUUAUUUGUAAAUACAGAAUAAAAUUGGUGUUGUUCAGAUUUUUUUUGUUCCAAUGAAUAAUAAAAUCAAUUGAGGGUAUUUUUUUCACCAAUUCUCGAGCCUUCAACCGGCAUGAGCUUCUGCAGCCGUAUAAUCUUUUGAAUGUCUACGUCAGAUCACCUAACAUAAUCUAUCGCUGAUAAUCACCUUAGAUUAACCUCAACAUAUGAUUGAUAGAAUGAAGACAAACAUGACUAUAUGGUAACUCUAAAUUUACUAAUUGUGUAAUAAAAAUUUCCUAAAAAUAUAUUAUGGUAUUCAACCAUUUAAAA